UGGGCGGAGGAAGUGGAGUAAAAGCGAGGCUGCUGGAGGUGUGUGUGUGUGUGUGUUGGUAGGAAGAGAAACGAGUUGGGAGUGAAAACAUCAAGGUGAGCGGCAGCAAUCCAGGAGGUAAGAAUAAUAUUAAUUUUUUCUUUUACCCCGUGAACAUGGAGCCGAGUAAACUGACUCAAAGUCUGGCUGCAGCUGGCCAGUCUCAUCUGCUGGACUUCUGGGACCAGCUCAGUCCUGAGGAACAAGCCGAGCUGACUCGUGAGCUGGAGGCCAUGAACUUCCAGGAGAUCAACUCCUUCUUUAAGAACGCCAUGGAGACCUCUGAUCAGACCAAGCAAGAGAAGGUGGACGGCAGGAUGGAGCCGGUUCCACGCGAGGUCUUGGGUAGCGUGACACGUGACCGCGAAUGUCUCAAAGAGUGGGAGAAGGAAGGUUUGCGAUGCAUAUCUCAGAAUAAAGUGGCAGUUCUGCUCCUGGCUGGAGGUCAGGGAACCAGGCUGGGGGUCACGUACCCGAAAGGCAUGUAUGACGUCGGCCUGCCCUCGCACAAAACCCUGUUUCAGAUCCAGGCCGAGCGCAUCGUCCGACUGGAGCAGCUCGCGAAGCAGCAGUACGGCACAGAGUGCUGCAUCCCAUGGUACAUUAUGACAAGCGGCAGAACGAUGGAGUCCACUGAGAAGUUCUUUUGCAAACACCAGUACUUUGGCCUGAAGAAAGAGAACGUCAUUUUCUUCAAGCAAGGCAUGCUUCCUGCCAUGGACUUCAGCGGCAAGGUCAUACUCGAAGGCAAAGGCAAACUCUCCAUGGCUCCAGACGGCAACGGAGGACUUUACAGAGCGCUGGGCGUGUACAAGAUCGUGGAGGACAUGGAGAAAAGAGGAAUCGGCUACAUCCACGUCUACUGCGUGGACAACAUCCUGGUGAAGGUGGCCGAUCCUGCUUUUGUAGGGUUUUGUGUGCAUAAGGGAGCAGACUGCGGUGCCAAGGUGGUGGAGAAAACCAAUCCUACUGAGGCAGUGGGCGUGGUCUGUAAAGUCGAUGGGUGGUACCAAGUCGUAGAGUACAGCGAAAUUACACUAGCGACGGCAGAGAAGCGCAGCGCCGACGGACGACUCAUGUUUAACGCCGGCAACGUGGCCAAUCAUUUCUUCACCCUUUCCUUCCUCAAAGACGUCGUCAAUACCCAUGAGCCUCAGCUACAGCACCAUGUGGCUCGGAAGAAAAUCCCCUACGUGGACGCACAAGGCGAGCAGGUCAAACCCGAAAAACCCAACGGAAUCAAGAUGGAAAAAUUUGUGUUCGACAUCUUCCAGUUCGCCAAGAGGUUUGUGGUGUAUGAGGUGCUGAGAGAGGAUGAGUUUUCUCCGCUGAAGAAUGCAGACAGUCAGGAUGGGAAGGACAAUCCCACGACCGCACGCCACGCCCUCAUGUCCCUGCAUCACCGCUGGAUCCUCAACGCUGGUGGGCAUUUCAUCGACGAGAACGGAACCCGUGUGCCUGCUAUACCCAGACCUGGACCAGCAGGGGCUCUCCCACCCGAUGGCAGCCAGAAUCUGAAGGAUGGAACUGACCUGCCAAUUAAAUGUGAGAUCUCUCCACUUGUGUCCUAUGGAGGAGAGGGGUUGGAGAAACUGGUGCAGGGAAAAGAAUUCCACCCAGCUCUGAUCAUCGACGAGACUGGAAUCCAUGAGCAUGUCAAAAACGGACUGUGAGCCAUGAGAUCAAUAUCUGAAAACCGAAGCCGUUUUCCCCUCUCCUCCUUUCUCCCUUGUUCUGUCAGGCUGGGAGACAAUGUGACAUACAGUGCAAUAAGAUGAAGGAAUGAGGCUUUCAGGGGCCUUGUCUAAUCCAAAUCAAUCUAUUUAUUUUUGCAAAACUUAUUUUUAUAUAAAUGCUGGUUUUGUCCUAGAAUAGGAACAUGCAUGAAUGUAAUAUAAUGUAAUCAGAAUGGUACGUGGGUUAAUCUGUAUGAUCAGCACCAAGGCAUUUUAUCCAGCCUUUGUUCAUAGCGUGAAACACGUAAAUGUUUCCCAGGACACCGAGAAAGUGAAGAUCAAUAGCCAAGGCUCUUUAUACCACAUUCUACACCUUCCGGGGUGUGUGGUUUUUUUUUUUUUUUUUUUUUUUAAAACCAUGAUAUUCUGCCCUCCUGCAGCUCCACACAGCUAUACUGGAACAGUACAGUUCUAGAGGUAGUAAUGAAGAUCAGUAUAGACUCUGAGGACUUUACAUGGUGAACAUGUUCAUGAACAAAUCAAACCGAACUGGAAGAAAUCAGAUUUCUAAGAGAUAUUGUCAAUAUUUUCAAAAAUGUACAAUAAAUACUUCUGAAACUCUUGA
Molecule: messenger RNA, 2340 nt
Organism: Neoarius graeffei (lesser salmon catfish)
Lineage: Eukaryota; Metazoa; Chordata; Actinopteri; Siluriformes; Ariidae
Gene: uap1
Product: UDP-N-acetylglucosamine pyrophosphorylase 1
Exons: 11
Coding region: 156-1712 (518 amino acids)
Biological process (GO): UDP-N-acetylglucosamine biosynthetic process
Molecular function (GO): UDP-N-acetylglucosamine diphosphorylase activity
Source: RefSeq, a predicted model, not a curated record